AUGGAUUUCGAAAGCCUGAAAAGCCAGGUCAGCAACCUGACCCUCUACGACAUCAAGGCCGGGGUCCGAAAGGUCCAGAAUGCCGUGAUGAAUCUGACCGAGAUGGAGGCCAAGGUGCGAGAAGCCACGAACGGCGAUCCAUGGGGAGCGUCGGCAACCCUCAUGCAGGAGAUUGCCCAAGGCACACAUAACUACCAACAACUCAACGAGAUUAUGCCCAUGAUCUACAAACGAUUUACAGACAAAACCGCGGAGGAAUGGAGACAGAUUUACAAGGCUCUGCAACUGCUCGAGUUCCUCUGCAAGAACGGCUCAGAGCGAGUUAUCGACGAUGCGCGAUCACACCUCUCCCUCCUUCGGAUGCUUCGACAAUUCCACUACAUCGAUCAGAAUGGCAAGGAUCAGGGAAUCAACGUGCGGAAUAGAUCUGCUGAGUUGGUCAAGCUAUUGAGCGAUGUUGAUACUAUUCGUGCAGAAAGGAAGAAGGCACGCACCAACAAAAACAAAUACGGUGGUGUCGAGGGGGGGAUGGGCAUGAGUGGUGGUUUCUCCAGCGGUAGCCGAUAUGGUGGCUUCGGUAGCGAGACUGGUGGUUUCGGGGGUUAUCAGGGCGAAGUCUAUGGAGAUGGGGGUGGCUUUGGCGGCAGAGAAACCGAUUACUCUGGCACACAGCGGCGCGGUGACCAAUUUGAGGAGUAUGAUGAGGGUGAGGAUGUCGAACCCACGAGGCCCAGCAGAGCAAAUACAACCACACGGCCAGCAGCACCAACAACGGCCAAGCGAGAUCCCCCUAAACCAAAAGAGCCGGAGCAAGAUCUUUUUGAUCUGAUUGACGAACCUUCAACCACCCCCGCCGCUACAUCGACCGGGCUGGCAAAUCUUAGCAGUGCUACGAACGACGACGACGACUUCGACGACUUUCAGUCUGCGACGAGUCCCGCAGCUCAGCCGACAGCCAACACCCUGGCAAGUCUAGUGCCACCACCAACCACUUCCACUACGACAUCGGCAACACAGUUUGCUGCUCCAAAACCUGUCGCCCCUGGCCAGGCGGCAGGUCUCAGCAACAUCUUCACGACCGCCUCUCCUGCUCCAUCGGCCUCUUCCUCGAUAAUUUCACCAUCGACAUCGACCUUCUCUCCGCCACCUGUGCAGAAGCUUUCCCAGCCAGCUCAACCUGCCGCCUACAGGCCGACGGGUCCCAACUAUUUCACCUCCGUACCUGCUUCGUCCGGUGCUCAAACCACCUUCUCGGCUACCGCUUCAACUUCGCUGAGCGGUGGCGCGACACCUUCUUAUACGUCUUCACCCUCAAUGGCGGCAUUGGGUAAACCGGCCUCGAAACCGGCUUCGAGCACUUCCGGCGAUGCUUUUGGCAGCCUGUGGAGCACUGCCAGUAACAAGGCCGGGGUCAAGAGUACAGCUUCUUCGCAGAAGGGACCAGAUCUCGCGAGCAUGGCCAAAGCGAAGAGUCAGGCUGGCAUUUGGGGAGCCGCCUCAACGGCGACCUCGACUCCACGACCGAGAGCAACAGCACCAACACCCACAGCUGCAUCGAGUCAGGGAAAGCCACUGGGAAAUGGGCUGGAUGACUUGCUUGGAUGA
Molecule: messenger RNA, 1605 nt
Organism: Cladophialophora yegresii CBS 114405
Lineage: Eukaryota; Fungi; Ascomycota; Eurotiomycetes; Chaetothyriales; Herpotrichiellaceae
Exons: 5
Coding region: 1-1605 (534 amino acids)
Biological process (GO): Golgi to endosome transport; endocytosis
Cellular component (GO): plasma membrane; clathrin vesicle coat; endosome
Molecular function (GO): clathrin binding; phospholipid binding
Source: RefSeq, a predicted model, not a curated record